AUGAUUGGAAAGAUACUAAACGUCGAGCCUCUUCACGGGAAGAAGGCCACAAAAGACCAAGUGUUAUGCAAGCUUAACUCAGUUUCUUUAGUUCACAUUGCAGCUCAUGGUUGUGCAGAAACCGGUGAAAUUAUUUUGUCUCCAAAUCUAGCCUGUUCCGAACAACCCAAAGAGGAAGAUUUUGUUUUAACGAUGGAAGAUGCGCUGAAUUCAAAACUAAACGCCAAGCUCGUUGUCUUAAGCUGCUGUCACAGUGGACGCGGGAAGAUCAAAGCCGAAGGCGUGGUUGGUAUGGCACGCGCCUUUUUGGGAGCCGGCGCCCGUUCUGUCAUUGCGUCACUGUGGGCGAUUGAUGACGAGGCCACUCUAGAGUUUAUGAGACAUUUUUACGACAAUUUAGCGAAUGGAAAAAGUGCGAGCAAGUCACUUCAUGAGGCCAUGAAAUGGAUGCGCGAGUCUGACGACUUCAAAGCCAUGAGGUACUGGGCGCCAUUCGUGCUGAUUGGUGAUGACGUGAGAUUUAAUCUUAGCCAAAAAAGGUGAGGUCCUUAUUGUAAGCUGAGGUUAAAAAAAAGCGUUUAAAGGAGACUGCUCUGUCACGAUAUUUUAAGUCACUAUUUUGAAACGCACAAAGUUAUCCAAAAAUAGAAGGAAACGUCAAAAAAUAUUAAAAACUAGUAAGAGUGGUUUUAAGAACUAUGAAGGAUAAAGAAUUGCUUAGGGUGGAAAAAAGUUAAGGGGAAAACAAAAAACCAACUUGGAAGGGAAAGCAAUUUGUGCCACUUUUUUUCGGGUAAAACUGUCAAGGUCAAACACAAACUUUCAGAUAAACGACGUCUCGGAGGAAUCGCAUUGAAACUUAAAGGAUAUUAAGUUUUUAUCAUGAGACUGCGAGCAGAUUCUUUUUUGCUCGAAAAUCUGUGUCGAGUGCGAUAUUAAAAAUAAUGUAUAUGAGCUGCGAAGCCGCAAGCAGCGAGUUGUGCAGACGACUGUACGAGCGUAAGGAGAGUCUCUCUUUUCGCUGGUACUGGCCCCCGCACAAAUUGAUGAUCGCGGCUUCGCCGCUCGGAUACGCACACAUAUCGCAGUAGCUUUCACUUGGUGAUUGGCCUUGUGACUUGAAGUAACGGAUUUUCAUUAGCUAAAAAUUUGACAGGUUGAGUCACGCCACGUACUGCCCUGCAUAAAUUCGGAAUUUAUUGUUUUCCAAACUUCAGAACAAGAUCAGCGAUGCUUAUUGUCUCGAAAACUGGAGGCAUUUUGGGGUAUUAUAAAGUCGUAACUUAGCCCAAAGGUUAAAAAUUAUUCCAAGGAAAGAUUUUAGAGCCGUUAAAAUAACCGAACAAGUGAAAGCUAUGUACGGUUGAGCAGUCUGUAGAGCAACUAGCCAGGCGGUUUUGAAAAGUUGCUAACCGAAUAGCACGAACAGAAAUCGUGUUACUGUUGUACUUCACAAAACGGUUUAAGUCUUGUUUUUCGUCCUGAGCACUAUUCAGCUAUAUGAACUGUGUAAAAUCAAAACUAACCUCAGUAAACAGCCGGCAUUUGGCGACGCUACCACUGGUUUCCCCGCCCAAUGACAUCUGAGAAACGAGCGCAGAAAUUUCAUACUUAUGACGCGUCAUUACUUUGAUCUGGGUAGUGUUUCUGAUUGGUAGUGCCGCAUGGGAAAUUUGAUUCAACCAAUCACAAGCACAAUCCAGAUCUGGGUAGGACGGGUCAUCAGUAUGGAAUUUAUGCACUCGUUUCUCAGACUUCAUUUUGGGGGGGAAACCAAUGGUAGCGUUGCCAAAUGUCAGCUGUUUUCUCAGGCUAAAUCAAACCGAAAGGUGAGUUUUUAUACGCAUGUAGUCUUCAAAAAAUUCAACUUACCAGGUACUUGCAAAGUUUCACAAAGUUUGUACAAAAAGUUUGUUUUCCUUUCGGUAAAAAGAAUCAGAAAAACACUCAGUACUUGACAAAAGAAAACUGCUGUAAUCAGAAUUCGUUUUGUUACUAUUUUUAACUUUAAAACUAUGUAGGAAUAUUAAACGUUUAUCUGAAUUGCCGCAUUUUUGACGCAAUACAAUUUCUAGCAAGUCGUCUCCGCCUUUGGAAACUACGCGUUUUUGUUCAGUUUCCUCUGCUUGAGCUAUUUGCAGAGAAUCCAAUCAGGAUGCAAGUCUUGCAUAAGAGCAAUCUGGCUAUUUUUCUUAUUAGACAGAAAGUGAAUCUUCUACCAAACUAACCUAAACAAAAACAUCGAAUUUUUGCAUUCGUUCGGCAAAUGAUCGCGUCUUGCAUAAAUUAAAAAUUUAAGUGACUGUCCUCUUAUUGAUCAUAAACAUUAGCCAAUCAACGCACGAAAAUAAGUCAGUUACUGUAAAAUAUUUUAGUAUUCACCAAAUCAGUGGAUAGCAAUUUUCGCGCGUUCUGAUUGGCGGUCGUAACUCGGAAUAUCCUUGGAUAUUCACUGUUUUGGGACAGGAUUCGAAAUGGCUUCUCGUUUCGCGACAGUUUCGAAAGAUCAAAUUUUAGCGGUAACUGAAGCAGCUGCGCCAACAAAUACCAUAAAGAGACAGAAUUUGGCUUGUCGAUGUUAACUGGUCGGUAGAAAAAAAUUGUCUUACUGAAUUUGCAACAAAAUCAUAAAAAAUGAUCCCGAAACACUGUCAAUUGAAACGUAAACCUCACUAAGUGAUGUCUUUUAUUUACAAAAAGUUCCUCUUUGAUCCCUGAUUUUUAUCCAACUGAUUUGGUAAAUACUAAAAAUAAUUACCCCCUAUGGGUCGGUUCAUAGUGCUAGAUAUAUACCUCGACGUUUCCGCGCCCUCGGUAUAUUUCCACCACUAUUCACCUCGCAUUCGGGGGAUAGUUGUAGUAUUUACCCCUGUAGUAUCCUUAUAUCAUGAAUGGUGUUUGAAUCGAAGAUUGCAUUUUUUUCAGCCAUGUUUGAGUCAAGUAAGACGCAACACUAAUCAGACUUCACAUGCUGAGUUGGUGUUAUGCGUACUUUGGUCGCUUACAUUGGGACACAGCUGAUUCAAAUAAAUGGUAAAAGGAACCAUUAACAAUGUGGAGGAGAG
Molecule: messenger RNA, 3065 nt
Organism: Porites evermanni
Lineage: Eukaryota; Metazoa; Cnidaria; Anthozoa; Scleractinia; Poritidae
Source: the annotation of a GenBank genome assembly